GGGGAAAUAUCUCAUCAAAAUGAUAUUGAAACCAAGGAGACUCACUUUGUAUGGUUAAAGUCUGCAUCAAAAGGGUUCAGCCAAGAGAAAAAACAGGUACUAGUCAAGUUCACGCCUCGGCGUGGACCCACGCUCCCAUUUUACGUAGCAGCUCAACUCACUGGAGCCAUUUCUGCUGCAUACACAUUGCGAGAGCUUUUCCAGCCAUCAAAGGAAAUUGGGGCAACAUCACCUGCUGGAUCACAUGUUCAAGCACUAAUCAUGGAAAUGGUGACAACUUUCACCAUGGUGUUCAUUUCCAUGGCCGUGGCCACUGACACAAACGCUACAGGACAGCUAUCAGGAGUAGCAGUAGGUUCUUCUGUUUGCAUAGCAAGCAUUGUUGCCGGACCAAUAUCAGGGGGAUCAAUGAACCCAGCAAGGACAUUAGGUCCUGCAAUUGCAGUUUCAUCCUACAAGGGACUUUGGGUAUAUUUUGUUGGACCAAUUACUGGGGCAGUUUUAGCAGCAUGGUCUUACAAUGUGAUUAGGGACACGGAACACCCUGGUUUUCCAUUUUCACUAUCCUCCCUUUCAUUCAAGGUACGACAAAGCAUCGUUGGAACCGAACAAGUUGAUAAAAACGGCCACCGAUGCUUGGUUUGA
Sphenostylis stenocarpa is the source of this 645-nucleotide messenger RNA. NCBI's taxonomy places the organism in Eukaryota, Viridiplantae, Streptophyta, Magnoliopsida, Fabales, Fabaceae. The record is from the annotation of a GenBank genome assembly.